Messenger RNA from Sporothrix schenckii 1099-18, 900 nucleotides. RefSeq lists its product as uncharacterized. The record is from RefSeq and is a predicted model, not a curated record. Gene Ontology annotation, molecular function: GTP binding; GTPase activity. Lineage: Eukaryota; Fungi; Ascomycota; Sordariomycetes; Ophiostomatales; Ophiostomataceae. Bases 1 to 900 code for a protein of 299 amino acids. The transcript has a single exon. Gene Ontology annotation, biological process: regulation of endocytosis. Gene Ontology annotation, cellular component: endosome.
AUGUCGUCGUCCCCACCGCCGCAAUGGGACUACAUUGCCAAACUCGUGUGCAUCGGCGACUCGGGCUGUGGUAAAAGCAGCUUGACCAUCCGCCUCUGCGAAGGCCGCUUUGUCACCCACCACGACGUCACCAUUGGCGUCGAGUUUGGCAGCCGCAUUGUGCCCGUCGGGCCGCCCCAUAGCCGUGCUUAUCUGCCAGCAGCAGCAGCAGCGGCCGCUGCAUCCUCCUCCGCAACGACACCUGGUACAUCCACACCCAACUCUCUCAACUCGUCUGGCGGGCUCGUCCCGUCCACAAUAUCAGCCAGCACUCUCGAUGGCGGCCUCCCCGACCCGCCACGUGCCAAGCCUGCCGAGCCGCAAAAACACAUGAAGCUCUCGCUCUGGGACACCGCCGGCCAAGAGACGUACAAGUCCGUCACCCGGUCGUACUUUCGCGGCGCCUCCGGCGCGCUCCUCGUCUUUGACCUCUCGCGCAAGCAGACAUUCUUGCACGUCAAGGACUGGCUCGACGACCUGCGCCAGAUUGCCGACCCGGACAUUGUCGUGGUGCUCGUGGGCAACAAGGCCGAUUUGGCGUCGACUGACGCUUCGGCCGCCGAAGGCGAGGGGAACCAGCGGCAGGUGACCCGCGAAGAGGCCGAAGAGUGGGCCCGACGCAAUGGCGUGCUCGAAUACGUGGAAACGAGUGCCAAGAGCGGCGAAAACGUGGAGCACGCCUUUUUGCGUGUGGCCGACCGCAUUUACCACAACAUCCAGGCCGGGCGGUACGAUCUCAACGACCGGCGGUCGGGUGUCAAAGGACCUGGUGCGGCGGCGGCUGCGGCGGCCUCUGCAGGCGGGGGCCGGCCGCUGCGUCUCGACAACGGCGCAUACGGCAAGUCCAACGGCUGUUGUUGA